Molecule: messenger RNA, 555 nt
Organism: Darwinula stevensoni
Lineage: Eukaryota; Metazoa; Arthropoda; Ostracoda; Podocopida; Darwinulidae
Source: the annotation of a GenBank genome assembly
AUGGCAGUGGAGGUCGGGAAGUGCUACGAGGCCCGCUGGGUUGCAUACCUGCAAGGAAACACACCAUGGAUGGGUUUCAUCCUAUCAGAUAUGCAACCCAAUCUGCAGUUGCUGGGAACACCUGAGAGCACAUCAGAGAAGGCCAAUGGUCAUAUAAUGAAUGUGAAGAAGUGUCCUCAUGCAUCUCAUGUUAUGCUCUCAGAUCCAGCUCCUGAUGUUCCUCAUGGAUUUCAUAGUAGGGAGAGAGUAUGGAUAUCCCAUCUAUUUGACAUGGAACAACUUAUCCAGCAGACCAAAACCCUGGAUGCUCAGGCUUUUAAAGAGGACUGCUCUUGGAUGUCCUACAAAGCAGGAUGGAGAGCAUCGUCAUCCAGAGAAUCUCGUAUGCAUCUCUCAUCACUUGUGAAGAAUGUCUUGCAGGAGGGGCCCUUGACCAAGGAUGAUACCUUGAGCACUUCCAAAGCUCAAUAUGCUCAGGAAGAGAGAGACUCCCAUGCGUGCCUCACCUCCAACUGUCGGUUUGGGAUGUUAAAGAACUGCAGCAGUGUGAACUGA